AAACGCCCCUGGAUACACGUGACAACAGCUAGUCUCUUUGGAAACCGUAAACAAUUCUACAGAAGGCUCAGAAGCGUCUGUUACUUUUCUCGUCCAUAAAUCUAAUUACAUAAGGAUAAGUCAAAUUAAAUGGAGGAGCUGUCAUCUCUUCAAAAUCUUCAGGCACUCUCCGACUUGCUCUCUCUACCAGCCGGGGAAGAAAGCGACUCAGAAGACUGCAAGAAUGUAAAUUCGAUAGCAAAAAUGGGUCCUGGACACAUUGGUGCUCCUUCUUUUGCACCUAGGCAAGACAAGAAUGCAGUCAAUAGUGCCUAUGUGAAGAACACCAAAGACAUCUGGGAUGUGGAGGAAGUGACUGAAGGGACACACUUUGAUGACCUUGCAGAUCCACGUCCUCAGCCUGAGUAUGAGAUUAUCUUGAAGCAGAGUGUGGGUACUGAGGACUUGUUUCUGGGCAUGAGCCAAAAGGAUCCAUCCUCCAUGUGCUGUGAGAGCAUGCUGGUGAGAGUGACGCUACCGGAAACUCAAGCUUCUGAUCUUGUGCUGGUUGUGAAGGAGAGAUUUGUUGAUCUAAGAACUCCGAAAUACAAGCUAGGCCUGCAUCUGCCCCACUCAGUGCGCAGUAGGGAAGGUACAGCACGAUUCAUUACAGAGAGAUAUGAACUGGAAAUCACGCUGCCCAUGAACAGACCUCUGGACUCCAUUAACCUCACCUGAAGAUAAGGAAUGUAGAACUCAUGGGCUGUCUCUGAAGAAAAAGAACUGCUUCACUGGCUGGAAAAGGAAGAAUUCACAGGAACAGAAAUUAUCAAGGCACAUUCAAGUAUCGAUUGUUUCCAAUUUUGGAACCACAGUCAGUUGUUUUGGGCUUGUACCAUGAAUACUCUUAUAGAUGGAUACUGUAAAUAAAAUCACAAGUUACUGUUUUUAAAAAAAAAUAUAUUAUUUAUAAAUAUAGUGAAUUUGAACGUUUCAUUGAAAUUGCAAUCAACAAUUUGCUUUUGUCUGAAGAUGAGACAAGUAAGACAUUUUCUUUUGAGAUGAUUAUGUUAACUAACCUCUGUUCUGUCUCCAGUCACUGCUACUCAUGAUUGCUGUCUAAAGCUUUGACCAGUGACAGCUUUUCAUUAAAACUUGUAAAAUGUUU
Molecule: messenger RNA, 1147 nt
Organism: Ictalurus furcatus (blue catfish)
Lineage: Eukaryota; Metazoa; Chordata; Actinopteri; Siluriformes; Ictaluridae
Gene: dnaaf6
Product: dynein axonemal assembly factor 6
Exons: 6
Coding region: 130-717 (195 amino acids)
Biological process (GO): axonemal dynein complex assembly; flagellated sperm motility
Cellular component (GO): cytoplasm
Molecular function (GO): dynein intermediate chain binding; protein-folding chaperone binding
Source: RefSeq, a predicted model, not a curated record